Suillus clintonianus is the source of this 684-nucleotide messenger RNA. RefSeq lists its product as uncharacterized. The record is from RefSeq and is a predicted model, not a curated record. The transcript is spliced from 4 exons. Lineage: Eukaryota; Fungi; Basidiomycota; Agaricomycetes; Boletales; Suillaceae. Bases 1 to 684 code for a protein of 227 amino acids.
AUGACCCUUGUAACCUUGGGUAUCCUGUCAUGCAUCCCAUCCUUGUGGCACAUCAUCUGGAGCUGUUGCUUGACUAUAUUCGCAUGCACAUGGACUGCAAUUCAUCCCAACAUUCCGGGUAUGUACGAGGGCAGAGUUGCCAAAAUUACUCGUCGUGCAUUAAUCAUGGGGUUCGCAAUGGCUGCCCCAGAACUCGUAGUCAUCUGGGCUUUGAGGCAAUUGUUAGUGCUCGCAAAACUGCAAAGGAAGUUACAGUGUGGAUGGACAAUGACACAUGGAUUCUUCGCCCGGAUGGGCGGAUUCAUGCUCUAUGUCAAUGACGAGCCACGAGGCACUCUUACACCUUAUGAACUUCUGCGAUUUGUUAGUGAGAAAUCUGUGGAGAUGCCUGUCAUAUCUAAGGCAGAGAUAGAAGAUCGAAGUAAAGGUGAUCCACUAUCCAAAGGCAUCGCCGUUCUUCAGUUGGUGUGGUUCGUCUCCCAGCUGAUCGCCCGUUAUGUCCAAAACCUUCCGAUAACCCUGCUCGAAAUCGAUACCCUGGCUAUAGCUGCUCUGACCUGCAUUUCAUAUGGCUUGUGGUGGAAGAAGCCUAAGGAUGUGGGAUGUCCUUAUGCUGUUCAUUGGACGGCAAGAGCAUUGCCAAGCCACUUAACCUAUAAGUAUGCUGUAAAUGUUCUUACCUGA